Molecule: messenger RNA, 713 nt
Organism: Malaya genurostris
Lineage: Eukaryota; Metazoa; Arthropoda; Insecta; Diptera; Culicidae
Gene: ATPsynD
Product: ATP synthase subunit d, mitochondrial
Exons: 3
Coding region: 118-633 (171 amino acids)
Biological process (GO): proton motive force-driven ATP synthesis
Molecular function (GO): proton transmembrane transporter activity
Source: RefSeq, a predicted model, not a curated record
CAUAAGCAAUCUGCUGAACACCGUACGUACGUCACAGCAAUUGUAGAAAAGUAUUGAAUAUUACAGUGCUUCUUCUCGCACGUACUUUUCAUUACCAGUUCGAAUAUCGUUGUAACGAUGGCGUCGCGCAGAAUUGCUCAAUCUAGCGUCAACUGGGCUUCCUUGGCUGAAAGAGUUCCGUCUGCCCAAAAAACUAACCUAACAGCUUUUAAGUCGACGAGCGACAAGUAUCUGCGAAGUGUGUUGGCCAAUCCGGAAACCCCACCGAAGAUUGAUUGGGCAUUCUACCAGAAAAAUGUUCCAAUUGCUGGAAUGGUUGAUAAGUUCCAGAAGGCAUAUGAAGCCUUACAGAUCCCAUAUCCGUCUGACACCUUAACCUCACAGAUAGAGGCCCAGGAAAAGCAAGUUCGCGACGAGAUAGCAAUAUUCGUCAAAGAAUCGGAGAGUCGCAUCGCUGAACAUCAGACGCAAAUGGCACAAAUCAAGUCUCUGCUUCCAUUUAAUCAAAUGACCAUGGAAGACUAUCGUGAUGCGUUCCCUGAUCAAGCUUUGGAUACUGUUAAUCGCCCUACUUACUGGCCACAUACACCUGAGGAUCAAAAAGUAGAUGUCCCAGACAAACCGCACCAUUGAAGAAAUUUUCGGAUGCAAAACUAAUAAGUUUGCUAAUUAGAAAAUCGAGUUGAAAAUUUAAUAAACUAUGAAAGCUAUCA